Messenger RNA from Topomyia yanbarensis, 638 nucleotides. RefSeq names its product small ribosomal subunit protein eS24 (gene RpS24). Bases 146 to 538 code for a protein of 130 amino acids. The record is from RefSeq and is a predicted model, not a curated record. NCBI's taxonomy places the organism in Eukaryota, Metazoa, Arthropoda, Insecta, Diptera, Culicidae. Gene Ontology annotation, cellular component: ribosome. The transcript has 2 exons. Gene Ontology annotation, biological process: translation. Gene Ontology annotation, molecular function: structural constituent of ribosome.
GUCAUAAUUUCAAUAAUGCCAACAUUUCGACAUUAAUCUGUCAGUGAGUUAACGUGCCUGUCCCUUGAAAUCUUUCUUUUUGCUAAAGUGCGUUCGCAAAGACGUGUGCUGGUUCACCAACUUUUCGUUAAAAAGGUGCAACAAAAUGUCGACGGCAACAAUUCGUACCCGCCGGUUCAUGACCAAUCGUUUACUGUGCCGGAAGCAGAUGAUUUGCGAUGUUCUGCAUCCAGGACUAGCGUCGGUGCCCAAGAAGGAAAUCCGCGAAAAACUGGCCGCCAUGUACAAAACCACCCCUGAUGUGGUGUUCGUGUUUGGUUUCCGCACCAACUUUGGCGGUGGUAAAUCAACCGGAUUCGGGCUGAUCUACGAUACCUUGGACUAUGCGAAAAAGUUCGAACCGAAGCACCGAUUGGGCCGCCACGGACUGUUUGAGAAGAAGAAGAUGACCCGUAAGCAGCGUAAGGAACGCAAGAAUCGUAUGAAGAAGGUGCGCGGUACCAAGAAGGCCAAGGUCGGACAGGCCGUCAAAAAAUAAACAGUGUUGUGUUUAUGCUAAUUUGGAGAGAUUUUCUCUUACUCGGAUGGGAGCUGCUCAUUCCGUCGAAUGAGGAAAAUAUACUUUAUGGAUUAAGAAA